UGACAUGGCCAUUUAUAUAAAAAUCGUCAAAUAAUAAGACAUUUUUAGUUCCAACUUUUUUGGUUCAGUGUUCUGCUGGCAAAGCCCUCGUCCACAUAACACUGAAGCCGAGUAAUAAUAAAUGUCAAAACGUUGACUAAGUAAGCUCGGUAGGUUACCGCUAAAGAAGACGACUUGUUCCACACACGGAGUUCAACGUUUGAACGCCACGCCCUUUCAGACCACGCCGUCUCCCCUCUUCUAUAAAUUCAGUCUCUUCCCCCCAAUUCUCUUCUCAACGACCAAAGCUCCCAUCUUCAGAUCUUCUGAAACCAAAAGCAAGAACAAAAUCCCAACUUUCCCUCUCCCUCUCUCCUCCUCCCUUACAGCGUCGCCGGUAAGAGAAGAUGUGUUUCGAAGCUUCAAGUAUGGCGAUGGAGAAAUACUCCUCUUUCAGCAAAAGCUCCAAGCAGUUUCUCCUCUCUGCUCCUGUUGAGAGUAGUAACAGUAGUUCUGAUAAAUGCUGUAAUGGCAGAGCAGCGAAGUGCGAGCUUGUGGACUACGAUUCACUGCCGGAGUUCCUAAAGGACAACGAGUACAUCCUCAGCUACUACCGCUCUGAAUGGCCUCUCAAGCAAACCAUACUCAGCGUCUUCUCCAUUCACAAUGAGACUCUCAACAUCUGGACGCAUUUGAUUGGUUUCUUCAUCUUCCUCAUGCUCACUGGCUAUGCUGCAUCGAUCUUCCCGGCGGUCAGCAAUGCUGAUGCUCAGUUGCAACUCAGUGCUGCGGGCAAUUCUUCAAACAUCUUUUACAUCCACAGAGCAAAUCAAACAACAGAGCCGACAGCGUCUUCCUCGUCGCAGCUGAUAGGAUCUGAGCUCCCCCGUUGGCCGUUCUAUCUUUAUCUUGCCGGAGCCAUGUUCUGCUUGCUGAUGAGCAGCGCCUGCCACCUCCUCUCCUGCCACUGUUCAAAAACAAGCUACAUCAUGCUGCGACUCGACUUCGCCGGAAUCUCCGGCCUCAUCGUCUCCUCCUUCUACCCUCUCGUCUACUACACCUUCACCUGCAAUCCCUUCUUCCGAGACCUCUACCUCGCCUCCAUCACUUUCUUCGGCCUCGCUACCGUAGUCGUCUCCCUCAUGCCUGUGUUCGAUUCCCCGCAGUUCCGGCCGGUCAGGGCGGUGCUGUUCGCGUGUAUGGCGGCAUCAGGGAUGGUGCCCAUCGCGCACAAGAUGAUGGCUUUCGGACACAGGCCGGAGGCGAUGCUGACAACAGGGUAUGAGAUGCUGAUGGGGAUGUUUUAUUUGGUCGGCGUGGUGGUCUAUGCGGCGAGAGUGCCAGAACGGUGGUUGCCGGGGAAGUUCGACCUCGCCGGACACAGCCACCAGCUAUUCCAUGUGUUGGUGGUUGCAGGGGCUUACACGCACUAUCUGGCUAGCCUGGUCUAUCUUGGCUGGCGAGAGACCGAAGGAUGCUAGCCAAGAUUUGAUUUUGGACCUUUAGCUGCGACCUUCCGAAACGGACUGCGCAUUCAAUGCGUCGAGGAAGAAGACGAAGAAAAAGCGUAUGGAGUCGUAGC
Molecule: messenger RNA, 1561 nt
Organism: Dendrobium catenatum
Lineage: Eukaryota; Viridiplantae; Streptophyta; Magnoliopsida; Asparagales; Orchidaceae
Product: heptahelical transmembrane protein 4-like
Exons: 2
Coding region: 387-1460 (357 amino acids)
Cellular component (GO): membrane
Molecular function (GO): signaling receptor activity
Source: RefSeq, a predicted model, not a curated record